This is a messenger RNA of Helicoverpa zea (corn earworm), 4272 nucleotides long. RefSeq names its product WD repeat and FYVE domain-containing protein 2 (gene Wdfy2). The transcript has 9 exons. Bases 104 to 1360 code for a protein of 418 amino acids. The record is from RefSeq and is a predicted model, not a curated record. NCBI's taxonomy places the organism in Eukaryota, Metazoa, Arthropoda, Insecta, Lepidoptera, Noctuidae. Gene Ontology annotation, molecular function: metal ion binding; protein binding.
UAAACUUGACUGUCAAAAUUAUUAUGACGUUUUCUUUUCGCAGAAAGAAUUAGUGUCGUAUAAUCGUGUUUAUUUAGUAAUUCUACUUUAAAACAAUUGAAAUAUGGCUGCUGAAAUCAAGCCUGCACCAAGGACACCCAACGAUAGGUUCUCUACUACAAAAAAACCUGCCCUUCUAAGCAAAUUGGAAGGCUGUACCGACGAUGUAAAUGCAGCGGUCGUUAUACCUGGCGAGGACGGUGUAAUUAGCGUUUGUGAUGAUAAAACAGUGCGAGUAUGGCUAAAGCGUGAUUCAGGGCAAUACUGGCCAUCUAUUUGCCAGUAUAUGCCAUCAGGGUGCACCUCCAUGUUCUACACGCCAGAGACAAGGCAACUCUUUAUUGGCCAGGAGAACGGAACAGUCUCCGAGUUCACAUUGGCAACAGAUUGUAAUAGGAUAAAUCCUGCUCGCGAGUAUUUAGCGCACACAGCUCGCGUGACUGCCGUGAACUUCUCUCUGAGCUGCGAAUGGGUACUCUCUGUAAGUCGAGACAAGUUGUUCGCCUACCAUUGCAGUGAGACUGGCAGGAGGAUCGGCGGGUACUCAUUCGAAGCAUGGUGUACGUCGUUGCAAUUCGACUCCCAGUCGAAAUACGCUUUUGUUGGCGACUACAGCGGCCAGAUAACGAUGCUGAAGUUAGAUAACAAUGGCGCCACGCUUGUUACUACGCUCAAGGGUCACACUGGUUCCGUAAGGGUGCUGAACUGGGCCCCCCUGCCUCAGCUGUUGUUCAGCGGGUCAUUUGACCAGACAAUAAUAGUGUGGGACAUAGGCGGACAAAAGGGCACAGCUUACGAACUACAGGGCCACAGCAACAAAGUAACAGGUCUAUGGUACGUGGGCAGCUGCGAGCGUCUGAUCUCAGCGGGCGAGGACGGCGCCCUCGGCGUGUGGGAGAUGGGGGUGAGACGCCGCGAGACGCCCGCCUGGAAGGAGUCCGACCUCUGCCAGAUAUGCCGAGCUCCCUUUAUAUGGAAUGUUAGAGCUAUGAUGGAGAAGAAGCAGCUUGGUCUCCGACAGCACCACUGCCGCUGGUGCGGCGCGGCGGUGUGCGCGGCAUGCUCGCCGCACCGGCUGCCGCUGCCCGUCAUGGGCUUCGAGUUCCCGCAGCGCGUCUGCACCGCCUGCUACGACACGCUGCGUCAUGAGCCUCGCGAAUCGCUCGCGUCGUUCCACGACAUGAAGCACGCGGUAUCGUCGCUGUACAUGGACGAGGCGACGGGCCGCAUGUGCACGGCCGGCAAGGACCGCGUCAUCAAGGUGUGGGACGUGGGCGUGCUGCUCGCGCCCGCGCCGCGCCCCUCCGCCGCCGACCAGUAGCCGCAUGUAUGUGUCCAGCUUUAUUAUAACAGUUCGAUUUUCAAAUUGGAACAGUUUUCUUUUUUUAUUAAUCACUCUUUCUUUUUUUAUUAUAAAAUUUUCAAUUUGAAUUCGGAAUCAAUAAAAGACAAUCGAUUCUUUUAUGAGUAUUAAAUAUUUUAUGUUAUUGAGCUUCUUAUAUUGGAAGAGAAAUCAAAAUGAAAUUAUAGAUUGAACUUCAUCGGGCUGUUCGCGUUAAUGUUAAUCUUUAUAGUCGUUAUAAUAUUAUUAUUUAAUGUGUAUCUAAUAUAUUAUCUAAUAUAUUUGUUGUUGAUAGUCCAACGAAAGUUUUGCUUUCUGUCACUUGUCGUGAGGUAAGACUGAGACUUUCCUUUCUGAAGUGUGUCGUUUAUUAUGGAUAGUAAAUACUAAAUAUAUUUGUGUCAUCAUAUUAUCAUAUAAAUGAUAUAAAAAUGAGACGGAGAUCUCAAAACUAUUUUAUAUGUGUGUGAUCAAAAAUAAUCGUCUUUCUAUAUAAUCUGAAACUUUCACACAUUGAGUGUACAUAAGUCUGUCAAUUGCUUUGAAUUACAUUCAUUAGUUAUCUAUCAUCUUCUAUGAAAGUUCACAGUCAAUCAUUUGAGAUAUUUCAUUUAUAUGUCUAGAAUAAAAUGUGGAACCAACGUUCUCGUGGGCGAAUGUUGUGUGAGAAAUAAGUGAGUUAAUGAAUUGUGUUCACGAUAUGGUCUGGGAGUGUGGUUACAUCAUUGUUGCAUGGUAGGGCCCCUUUACUCUGCAGUCUCCCAAACGGCGUUCUAUACACUGCGAAUAUUGCUAGCGAAACAAACGGUAUUCAUAACUCUUGCGCAUUUGUAUAGCAAUAAUUUGCAUUGUGUAACCAGCCUAAAUAUAUUAUAAUUCCGUUGCUAUGGAAACGGGCUGCUACCAAAACACCCACAAAACCUAUCUUUAUUUAGAUCUUCAAAUAUUUCAAAAGCAUAUUUAGAGCUGCUCUAGUCCAGAAUAUAUUUAAGCUUCGUAGAAUCAAGCCGCGUUUAGUGGUGACAACGAAUCAUAUAGCAUUAGGUAUCAUAUCGAUAAAAAGUUUCAUAAAAUCAUCUUUAUCGACUUUCAUUUACUUUAAUGCAGCUCAAAUAGACUAACGUUUGAUAUAGUUUUGUCUAAAUAAAGCUUAGCUUAUGGGGGUGUUUCAACGUGUGACAAUAGAUCUCAGUUUUCAUCAAGGGUGGCUUUAAUUAUCGAUACAGAGGUCUCUUAGAGCCCCAACUGACUGCAGAUUAAAGUUUCCGCCGAUUAUCCUUAUAAAUACCUUUGAUGAAAACUCUAUAUAAUAUUGUUAGCGUUCAUACGAGUACUGUGUUAAACGUUUAGAUAUUACACUACAGUAGUUAUGUAUGGCAUUACAAUAUUAUUUACUUUUUUAAUUUCGAUAAAUUAUAAUUCCAAUGUAUUCUAUUUUCUAUUCCAACUUGGCAUUGCUAAACAGAGUUAUUUGUAUUUUAAAUAAAUUUUCUUAAUCAUAAACAUUAUUUUAACUUAUUAUAUUUGAUAUUGUGACAUAAUUAUUGUAACGGACUAAAAUUUAAAUUGUAUUUAUUAAGAAUAGUUUUGGUUUAAUAUAUUUCAUAAAUAUAUUUUCAUAAAUUGAGCUAAUUGCAUUACUUCUACUAGGUACUUUACAAUGUACGGAGAUCGUUUUGAUAGUUCGUACAAUACUUAUUUGAUUAACACUAUUGAAUCUGACAAUAAAUAUGUUAUAUGAUCUACCCCUAUAAAAUAGUGAUGUGCACUGUCAUCAUUUAUCGACACUAUUGUUACAUAGAAGAAACCUAUCGAUCUAAUCGGGAAUUUAAUGGAAAGGUGCUUUUAUGUCAAGUCACCCUGUAUAGGUAUGUUGUCAGUUGUUUAAUGUUGUCAACGAACAAAAUAUAGUCUUCUCAGCUUAGUGCUCCGCUUUCGAAAGCACCGAUUGGCCGCGCCCGUCAUUUACCAAGUAACUGUUGGUAUCAUAUAACUUUUCAUUUUGAAACAAGUUUUGACAUUUUCGGCGUGGACCAAUUGAACUUUUAUAAAAUAAAAAAAUAAUCCUUGUAUAAACUUAGGUAAUCUAUCGUAAAGUGUGUCCGAGUAGGUCAGAAAAUUGUUUAAAGUUCUGUAAUUGAGUGUUGUAUAAAAAUGUAUAAAACAAAUUUAGAGGUAUUAGCCGGUGCCUUGAGUUAGAGAAGUGGUGCCUGGGGGUGUGGAAACAGUUGAACAACGACAUAAGGCAUUGUUUAGGUCAAACGUACUGUCGGUCGCUGACUGUGAGCGCGCGCGCAGUUUGUCACUUCCAUAAAUCCACUAGCUAUACGCUGUUCCGCAGUGUGUUGUCGCUGACUCUCGGUGUAGCAAACUUACAGUAGGCGGCGUACACUACGCUUGUUGUGAACGAUGCCUAAGUCUCCCCUUUCCGCGCAGAUGACAUCGUUAAUCACUCAGGUUAGGCACCGGCUUAUAAAUAAUAUACACAAAAAUAUAAAUUGAAAACAUUUAUUAAAUACGUAACAUAUUAUGCUAUGUAAAUUAUUUAGACAUGCUUUCCUAGUUAUGAAUAAUGCCAAAAUUGUUUAGAUAUUUGUAUUCAACAGUUCUAACGAAAAUUGCACGUUUACAAUACCUAUAUUCAACUAUUUUCUAUUAUUUAUAAUUAUCUUUUUUACUGUAAUGAUAACAUUUGUCAUACUCAAGGGCUUUGCAUCAUCCUAAACUAAUGUGGAAUUAUACUACAUGUGUCUACCUACUUCAAUGUGACAAGUAUUAUCAUGAACUGGUUUGUAAAGAUUCGCUUAUAAUUUUUGUUAAUUUAAGGUCGAGGAUAUAUUAUCUAUAUUAAUAUAAAUAAAUAAAUUAACUAUUCUUUUAUGUCGUUAAAA